AUGCCGUCUCAGACCAAUGGCCACGGCCCUGCCAACGGCAACCGGACGGUACCUGUGACCAAUGGCAAGGCAUCCUACGCCGAGCAGCGCAAGGUCGCAGACCACUUCAUUGGCGGUAACAAGCUGGAAAAUGCCGCGCCGUCCAAGGUCAAGGACUUCGUCGCUGCCCACGAUGGGCACACCGUCAUCACAAAUCUUCUGAUUGCCAACAACGGUAUCGCCGCCGUCAAGGAGAUUCGAUCAGUACGAAAAUGGGCCUACGAAACGUUCGGCGACGAGAAGGCUAUCCAGUUCACCGUCAUGGCCACCCCAGAGGAUCUGGCAGCGAACGCGGAUUACAUCAGAAUGGCAGAUCACUACGUCGAAGUCCCCGGCGGCACAAACAAUCACAACUACGCUAACGUUGAGUUAAUCGUCGACAUAGCCGAGCGCAUGGACGUACACGCCGUCUGGGCAGGAUGGGGCCACGCUUCAGAAAACCCCAAGUUGCCCGAAUCGCUCGCAGCUUCGCCCAAGAAGGUCGUUUUCAUCGGUCCUCCAGGCUCGGCUAUGCGAUCACUCGGUGACAAAAUUUCUUCGACCAUCGUCGCACAACAUGCCAAAGUUCCUUGCAUUCCGUGGUCGGGUACGGGCGUUGAUAAGGUCGAGCUUGAUGACAAAGGUAUCGUCACAGUCGCUGAUGAUGUCUACCUCAAGGGAUGCGUCAACUCUUGGCAAGAGGGUCUUGAGAAGGCCAACCAGAUUGGCUUCCCAGUUAUGAUCAAAGCAUCCGAGGGUGGUGGUGGUAAAGGUAUCCGGAAAGCCUUGUCCGAGGACGGGUUCGAAGCAUUGUACAAUGCUGCUGCUAGCGAAAUCCCGGGCUCGCCCAUUUUCAUCAUGAAAUUAGCUGGUAAUGCGAGGCAUCUGGAGGUCCAAUUGCUCGCCGACCAGUAUGGAAACAACGUCUCGCUUUUUGGCAGAGAUUGUUCCGUCCAAAGAAGGCACCAAAAGAUCAUCGAAGAGGCCCCGGUCACCAUCGCUAAGCCUCCAACCUUCAAGGGCAUGGAAGAUGCCGCUGUGCGCCUCGGUCGCCUGGUUGGUUAUGUUUCUGCCGGAACCGUUGAGUACCUUUACUCGCACGACGACGACAAAUUCUACUUUCUGGAGUUGAACCCUCGUCUUCAGGUCGAGCAUCCAACAACUGAGAUGGUCAGCGGCGUUAACUUGCCCGUUGCCCAGCUCCAGGUUGCCAUGGGUAUUCCCCUGCACCGGAUCAGCGAUAUCCGACUACUCUAUGGUGUAGAUCCCAAGUCGUCCACCGAGAUUGACUUCGAGUUCAAGAGCCCUCAGAGCGACAAGACCCAACGCCGGCCUCAACCUCGUGGUCACUGUACCGCUUGCCGCAUCACGUCGGAAGACCCCGGUGAGGGGUUCAAGCCGUCAAACGGUGUCAUGCACGAACUGAACUUCCGAAGUAGUGCCAACGUUUGGGGUUACUUCUCCGUCAGUACAUCAUCCAGUAUUCACAGCUUCUCCGACAGUCAAUUUGGCCACAUCUUUGCCUAUGGAGAGAAUCGAGCGGCGUCACGGAAGAACAUGGUCGUUGCCCUGAAGGAACUGAGCAUCCGUGGCGACUUCAGAACUACUGUCGAGUAUCUGAUCAAGCUCCUCGAGACAGAAGCCUUCGAAGACAAUACCAUAACCACCGGCUGGCUUGAUGAACUGAUUUCGAAAAAGCUGACCGCCGAGCGCCCGGACCCUGUCCUUGCUGUCAUAUGUGGCGCCAUCACCAAGGCCCACAUUGCCUGUGAGGCUCAUAUUGCCGAGUACCGAUCUGGCCUCGAGAGAGGUCAGGUCCCGUCUAGGGACAUCCUCAAGACUGUUUUCCCCAUCGAGUUCAUUUACGAGGGUCACCGGUACAAGUUCACUGCGACUCGUGCGGCUGUUGACAGCUACCAUCUCUUCAUUAACGGCUCGAAAUGCCAAGUUGGCAUUCGGGCUCUCAGUGAUGGCGGUCUCCUCAUCCUCCUAGACGGACGAAGUCACAGCGUCUAUUGGAAAGAAGAAGUCGGCGCUACGCGUGUAUCUGUCGACAGCAAGACCUGCCUCCUUGAGCAGGAGAAUGACCCUACUCAGCUGCGCACACCCAGCCCUGGCAAAUUGGUCAAAUAUACCGUUGAGAAUGGCGAGCACGUCAGCGCCGGUCAGACCUUCGCCGAAGUUGAGGUCAUGAAGAUGUUUAUGCCCCUGAUUGCCCAGGAGGACGGUAUCGUCCAGCUGAUUAAGCAGCCUGGUGUUACCAUUGAAGCUGGCGACAUCCUGGGUAUACUCGCUCUUGACGACCCAUCCCGCGUUAAGCAGGCAGAGCCGUUCGUUGGCCAACUUCCUGCUCUCCGCGCACCGCAGGUUAUUGGUAACAAGCCCGCCCAAAGGUUCAAUUUGCUCUACAAGACCUUGAGCAAUAUUCUGAAUGGCUUCGAUAACUCAGUCAUCAUGCAGCAAACCCUCAAAGAUAUGGUUGAGGUUCUGCGGGAUCCAGAGCUUCCUUACAGCGAGUGGGCCCAGUACCACUCGGCGCUCCACUCGAGGAUGCCGCAGAAGCUUGAUACCCAGUUCACUCAGGUCAUCGAACGGGCCAAAGCACGAGGCACUGAGUUCCCGGCCAAGACUUUGGCCAGGACUCUCACCAAGUUUCUGGAUGAUAACUCUUCAUCGAGUGAGGCGAACGCCAUUCGGGAUACUCUGUCACCACUGAUUGAAGUUCUUGACAACUAUGUCGACGGCCCCAAGGUUCGUGAGUUGAAGGCUAUUUCGAGCCUGCUCUCAACAUACGCCGACGUUGAGGCACUUUUCUCGGGUCGUCGUUCUCAGGACGAGGAUGUCGUUCUGAAGCUUCGCGAGGAGAACAGGGAAGACUACCCCAAGGUCAUUCAGAUCGUGCUCUCCCACAGUCGUGUAGGAUCCAAGAACCACCUGGUCCUGGCUCUUCUCGAUGAGUAUCGUCCCAACAAGCCCAAUGUGGGCAACAUUGGUAAAUACCUCAGACCCGUACUUCGCAAGCUUGCGGAGCUCGAUUCGCGCCAAACUGCCAAGGUAUCGCUGAAAGCGCGCGAAAUACUGAUCCAGUGUGCCUUGCCGUCUCUCGAGGAGCGGACUGCACAGAUGGAGCAUAUUCUACGGUCGUCAGUCGUCGAGAACAAGUACGGCGAGACCGGCUGGGAGCACAGAGAGCCAAGUCUCGAUGUAAUCAAGGAGGUGGUCGACUCCAAGUACACUGUCUUCGAUGUGCUCACCUCGUUCUUCGCCCAUGAUGAUCCGUGGGUCUCAGCCGCUGCCCUCGAAACGUACAUUCGUCGAGCAUACCGUGCAUACAACGUGACGCGGGUUGAGUACAUCACUGACGAGUCCGAUACCGCGCCUGCCUUUCUCUCUUGGGACUUCUCUUUCCGCAAGGUCGGGUCGUCCGAGUUCUCUCUGCCGUUUCAGUCCACGAACCCAUCCACUCCUGGAACCCCCACUCAGGAAUUCAGCUUCAACCGCAUUAGCUCUGUGGGUGACAUGUCAUAUCUGACCCGUCAGACAGAAGCUGAGGCUUCUCGAAAGGGUGUCAUUGUGCCCUGCAGGUACUUGGAUGAUGCCGAAGAGAUGUUGCAGAAGGCGAUAGAGAAGCUACCUACCAAGAAGUCGCGAGCCCCUAGCACCAUCCCGGAUCUGAGCGGCAAGCGCAAAACUUUUGGUAGCAAGUCUGAGGAUGAAGCGCUGUCCAAUGUGAUCAGCGUUGCUGUUCGUGACGCUGAAUCCAGAGAUGACCAAGAGAUCCUGGGCAAGAUCCGCGCGUUGAUCGAUGCUUCCAGGGCCGAACUGGCGGCUCACAAGGUCCGCCGCGUGACUUUUAUCUGCGCUCACAACGACGGUUCAUACCCCCGCUACUACACGUUCCGUGGUCCUAAUUAUGCAGAAGACGACAGCAUUCGUCACAGCGAGCCGGCUUUGGCCUUCCAACUGGAGCUGGGACGCCUUUCGAAGUUCAAGACUACACCCGUCUUCACCGAAAACAAGAACAUCCACGUGUACGAGGCCUUUGGCAAGGGUGUCGAGACUGACAAGCGAUACUUCACUCGUGCUGCCAUACGACCCGGACGCCUUCGAGAUGAUAUUCCGACUGUCGAGUACCUCGUGUCUGAGGCUGAUAGAGUGAUCAACGACAUAUUCGACGCCCUAGAGAUCAUCGGAAACAACAAUUCUGAUUUGAAUCACAUGUUCUUGAACUUCACACCCGUCUUCCAGCUGAAUCCCCAAGAGGUGGAGAGCUCCCUCCAGGGCUUCCUCGACAGGUUCGGCCCUCGCGCUUGGCGUCUUCGUGUGUCUCAAGUUGAGAUCCGCAUUGUCUGCACCGACGCCACCACGGGCUUGCCAUAUCCCCUGCGUGUGCUCAUUAUCAACACAUCCGGCUACGUCAUCCAGGUCGAGAUCUAUGCUGAACGGAAGUCGGAGAAGGGUGAGAUGAUCUUCCACUCCAUUGGUGGGACGAACAAGAUUGGAUCGAUGCAUCUGAUGCCAGUCAACUCGCCAUAUCCAACCAAGAAUUGGCUUCAGCCCAAGCGGUACAAGGCGCACCUGAUGGGAACGCAGUUCGUCUACGACUUCCCAGAGCUUUUCCGCCAGGCCGUGGAGAAUAGCUGGACCAAACUUGUCAAGGAACAGCCGUCCUGGGCCGAUAAGAAGCCCGCCCAGGGUGAAUGCAUUGACUAUAGUGAACUUGUCCUUGAUGAUCACGACAAGCUGAUCGAGGUGUCCCGAGAGCCUGGCACCAACACUUGUGGUAUGGUGGGCUGGGUUAUCAAUGCUCGCACUCCUGAAUACCCCAGUGGUCGCAAGUUUGUCGUGGUUGCCAACGACAUUACCUACCUGAUCGGCUCGUUUGGGCCUAAGGAGGAUCACUUCUUCCACAAAUGCACAGAAUUAGCCCGCAGCAUGGGAAUCCCGCGGAUUUAUCUUUCGGCCAACUCUGGUGCUCGCCUCGGCGUCGCUGACGAGCUCAUCCCGCACUUCAAGGUGGCGUGGAACGACCCGUCCCAACAGACACUUGGUUUCAAGUACUUGUACUUGGACGACCAGGCUAAGAAGCGGUUCGAAGACGGCUCGCGACGCGAUGUCAUCACUGAGCCAGUUACCGAGGAAGGCGAGAAGCGUCACAAGAUCGUCGCCAUUGUUGGUGCCGAGGAUGGUCUUGGUGUCGAGUGCCUGAGAGGUUCUGGUCUUAUUGCAGGUGCCACAAGUCGCGCAUACAACGACAUAUUCACAGUCACCCUCAUUACCUGCAGAUCCAUUGGAAUCGGUGCUUAUCUCGUUCGUCUUGGCCAGCGUGCCGUCCAGAUUGAGGGCCAACCCAUCAUCCUCACCGGUGCUAAUGCUUUGAACAACCUUCUUGGACGCGAAGUUUACACUUCUAACCUUCAGCUCGGUGGUACCCAGAUCAUGUACCGCAAUGGUGUGUCCCACAUGACUGCCAACGACGACUUUGCUGGUGUCUCCAAGAUUGUGGAGUGGCUAUCGUUUGUUCCUGCUCAGCGCAACCUCCCCGUGCCCAUUACUCCCAGCGUUGACACUUGGGAUCGUGAGGUGAUCUACACGCCGCCGAACAAGCAACCGCACGAUGUGAGGUGGCUCAUCGGUGGCAAGCAGGACGAGGAUGGCUUCCAGCCAGGUCUCUUCGACAAAGACUCGUUCGUCGAGACCCUUGGUGGCUGGGCCCGCACUGUCGUUGUUGGUCGCGCUCGUCUUGGUGGUAUCCCAAUGGGUGUCAUUGCCGUCGAGACUCGAACCGUCGAGAACGUCACCCCGGCCGAUCCUGCCAACCCAGAUUCCGUCGAGCAGGUCAUCAACGAAGCCGGUGGUGUCUGGUACCCCAACUCCGCAUUCAAGACUGCGCAGGCCAUCAACGACUUCAACCACGGUGAACAGCUGCCACUCAUGAUUCUGGCCAACUGGAGAGGUUUCUCUGGUGGCCAGCGAGACAUGUACAAUGAGGUCUUGAAGUACGGUUCAUACAUCGUGGACGCCCUGGUGAAAUUCGAGCAACCCAUAUUUGUCUACAUCCCACCUUAUGGUGAACUGCGCGGUGGAUCUUGGGUCGUUGUCGAUCCUACCAUCAACCCCGUGGCCAUGGAGAUGUACGCCGAUGUCGAAGCCCGUGCUGGUGUCCUAGAGCCCGAAGGUAUCAUCGGUAUCAAGUACAAGAAGGAGAAGCAGCUCGAGACCAUGGCCCGUCUGGAUCCUACCUACGCCGCCCUCAAGAAGCAAGCUAGUGAUCAGAGCUUGUCCAAGGAGCAGCUCGAGGAAGUCAAGGCCAAGAUGACCGCUCGCGAGAAGCAGCUAUUGCCAAUAUACGCCCAAGUCAGCAUACAGUUCGCUGAUCUGCACGACCGUGCCGGUCGGAUGAAGGCCAAGGGCGCCAUCCGGGAAGCCCUAGAGUGGAAGAACACCCGCCGCUUCUUCUACUGGCGUGUACGCAGACGUUUGAACGAAGAGUACAUCCUCAAGCGGAUGGCAACGGCAACUGCUACUGCUUCAACCAAGACGACAGAUUCGACCAACCCUGCUGCAGUCGAGAUCCGCCAGCAACAUUUGCGCCUCCUGGCGGCUUGGUCGGGCAUCGCUGACUUCGACCGGAACGACAAGGCUGUUGUCACAUGGUACGAGGAGAAUGCGAAGGAUAUAACGACAAAGGUCGAGCAAAUCAAGGCGGAAUCUGUCUCCCGCGAGAUGGCCAGUCUGUUGUCAGGAGACAAGACUGCCGCCCUCAAGGGCCUGAAGGAAAUGCUGCACAUGAUGCCAAUCAGGGACAGAGAAGAGAUCAUGACGUACUUGAAGUGA
Anthostomella pinea is the source of this 6855-nucleotide messenger RNA. NCBI's taxonomy places the organism in Eukaryota, Fungi, Ascomycota, Sordariomycetes, Xylariales, Xylariaceae. The record is from the annotation of a GenBank genome assembly.